Molecule: messenger RNA, 660 nt
Organism: Acanthosepion pharaonis
Lineage: Eukaryota; Metazoa; Mollusca; Cephalopoda; Sepiida; Sepiidae
Source: the annotation of a GenBank genome assembly
AUGUCAGCCACUAGUACCGUUCCUUCAGAUAUAGCAUCGACAUCAGCCUCCACUCCUGCAAUGUCAGCCACUAGUACCGUUCCUUCAGAUAUAGCAUCCACAUCAGCCUCCACUCCUGCAAUGUCAGCCACUAGUACCGUUCCUUCAGAUAUAGCAUCCACAUCAGCCUCCACUCCUGCAUUGUCAGCCACUAGUACCGUUCCUUCAGAUAGCAUCCACAUCAGCCUCCAUCCUGCAUUGUCAGCCACUAGUACCGUUCCUUCAGAUAUAGCAUCGACAUCAGCCUCCACUCCUGCAAUGUCAGCCACUAGUACCGUUCCUUCAGAUAUAGCAUCCACAUCAGCCUCCACUCCUGCAAUGUCAGCCACUAGUACCGUUCCUUCAGAUAUAGCAUCCACAUCAGCCUCCACUCUUGCCUCCACUAGUACCGUUCCUUCAGAUAUAGUCCACAUCAGCCUCCACUCCUGCAUUGUCACCACUAGUACCGUUCCUUCAGAUAUAGCAUCCACAUCAGCCUCCACUCCUGCAAUGUCAGCCACUAGUACCGUUCCUUCAGAUAUAGCAUCCACAUCAGCCUCCACUCCUGCAAUGUCAGCCACUAGUACCGUUCCUUCAGAUAUAGCAUCGACAUCAGCCUCCACCUGCAAUGUCAGCCACUAG